UCGACACACUUAUGCAUGUGCUAUUUCCCUGUUGCCAAGCUUAGGGGCCACAACCUCAGAGGGAACCAAGAAUCCCACACUGUUAAUUCAUAUGUAUCUUCUGCUGUAAGAGAAAACCUACUUUUGUCAGUUGGAGAUCACUUGACUAGAUUAUUGUGGUGCUGGGAGUGUGGGGCCAUGUCAGACACAGAGCUACUGCGAUUCUGGGACGAGGCCGUGAAGGCCGUGGAUGCACGAGACUGGCAGGGCGCGCUCGCCAAGCUCGAUGACAUCAAUAAGCCCACCGCCCGCACCCUGUUUGCGACCGCAGCCGCACAUUUAGCCCUUGGUCAGCUGCAGCCAGCCAUCCAGGCUUUAGACCAAACCAUUGCCAAGGAUGAGAGGCUUGCUGUUGGUUUUUUCCAAAGGGCUGGAGUCCUUUUGCUGGCUAAUAGACCCGAGGAAGCUCUCGCUGACUGCAUAUGGGCCAAGAAGCAAAUGAGAGAGAACGCCGUCAUUGACUAUCGACAGCUGGGGCUGUGCUAUAAACUCUACAGUUGGCAGGUGCUUUACAAUGCAGCUGCAGUGCACGUCAGGAUGGGCCACUGGGAUAAAGCCCGGGACAUCCUGUUAGCCGCGGCCGAGGAGAAAGGCGGGGCUCGUGGUGGCACUGUGGAGGCAGCACUGGACAGCAUCUCGAGGAAGGAGGUCCUGGCUCCUCUCCUGGUCCCAGAGGGAGAUGUGUUCAGACCCAGGAAGGAGGACGUUGAACAGCUCAAGCAUCCCAUCCCAUAGUAGGGCUUAGCUAGCAUCUAGGUGUCGCUGUCUGGAUUUGUUGAGGGUUAGUUUUGUCUCUUUGUUUUCUU
Molecule: messenger RNA, 845 nt
Organism: Alosa alosa (allis shad)
Lineage: Eukaryota; Metazoa; Chordata; Actinopteri; Clupeiformes; Clupeidae
Product: NADPH oxidase activator 1-like
Exons: 6
Coding region: 16-774 (252 amino acids)
Biological process (GO): superoxide anion generation
Molecular function (GO): protein binding; superoxide-generating NADPH oxidase activator activity
Source: RefSeq, a predicted model, not a curated record